AUGCUCUGCUCCUUUGGCCUAUUGGGCCUACUGGUUGGAGUCGCACUGGCGGCUCCGGCGGCAAAUCUUGCUGACAAGGACUCCGAUCUCAUUGCUGAUCUACCCGGGCUCACAUUCGACCCAACAUUCAAACAAUAUUCCGGUUAUCUCGACGCUUCUUCAGGAAAUCAUCUUCAUUACUGGUUGGUCGAAGCUCAGACAAAUGCUCAAAAUGCUCCACUUGUUCUAUGGCUUAAUGGUGGCCCAGGAUGCUCGUCACUAUUAGGAAUCCUUUCCGAAAAUGGUCCAUAUCGAAUUGCAAAGGAUCAAAAAUCGGUCAUCGAGAAUCCAAACUCUUGGAACAAAGCUGCCAAUAUCUUGUAUCUUGAAUCGCCGCGUGAUGUUGGAUUCUCCUAUCGCGAUUCGUCAGCACCAAAGGACACCGUCUACAAUGAUGUGAAAACAGCAGCCGAUAACGCUCUUGCUCUCGCGCAAUUUUUCCAAAGAUUCCCUGAAUACCAACAUCGAGACUUCUAUGUUACCGGUGAAUCUUAUGGUGGGGUCUACGUUCCAACUCUUACUAAUUUGCUCAUCAAAAUGAUUCAAAAUGGAACCCUUGCAAACGUUAACUUAAAAGGUUUCGCUGUUGGCAAUGGUGCGCUAAGUCGAAAACAGCUGACCAACUCAGCAAUCAACUUGCUCUACAGCCGAGGAAUGAUCGGAACCGCUGAAUGGGAAAACUUGAAGCCGUGCUGUUCGGAAGUCCAACAAGGACCAAUUAUUGACUGCGAUUUCUCCAAGUUUGUUACCUUUAACGAUUUUGGAGAUCCGGUGCCACUAAAUAAUACCAAUGAUCCGCAGAGCAUUCAAUGCGCGCAAAUGGUUGUCAAGAUGUCGUUGAACUCCGUGUGGAUGACAUACAAUGACGUCUACAACAGCUAUCAAGAUUGCUAUGAUUUUUCUGACAAGAGUGGUAACAAUGAAGAAAUUCACAACGAGAUUCAUCGAAAGACAAGUAGAAGACUUAUGCGAAGCGCACUAUCGACUACUGGAGCAAGCAGCUUGAAUCUUUUCAGCAAUGGUGUCAACCCAUUUGUCGAUCAAGGGGCCCUUAUCAAUACUGAUUCAACUGAUGCUCUUAAAGGAUAUCCUUGUUAUAAUGAUGAUUCUACGAUCAAUUACUUGCAAAGAAAUGAUGUUCGACAAGCUUUACAUAUUCCUGACAGCGUUCAAGCAUGGGAUGAGUGCAGCGAUGACAUCAACGAAAAAUACUACAUUCAACAAACGCCUGAUCUCACGGACACCUUCAAAUCCAUAAUUGAUUCCAACUACCCAAUCCGAGCACUGAUUUAUAAUGGAGAUAUUGAUCUUGCAUGUAACUACUUGGGAGAUCAAUGGUUCGUCGAGGAUCUUGUGAAUGGUUACAAUAUGAAAAACACUCUACCAAGACAAGAAUGGAUUUAUACACGUGCUGGAGGGAAUUAUUUGCCAUCAUUGGCCGGUUACGUAAAGUCGUGGACAAAUUCCAACUUUUCAAUUGAUCUUUUGACUGUUAAGGGUGGAGGUCAUAUGGUGCCAAUGGAUCGUCCAGGACCUGCUCUUCAAAUGUUCGUAAACUUUUUGAACAACGCCAAUUAUAGUUUAACAUCAAAUUUCGACUUAACUCCAGCACCAUUGAGACCACAAUAUACUGCGCCUCCGGCAAAGACAUGGACGAGGAAGCAAGCCGAUCGCGUAUGGAAUCUCCCAGGAAUCACGUAUGGGCUCAACUUCAAACAAUAUUCUGGAUAUCUGAACGGUGUUACCGGAAACUAUUUGCACUAUUGGUUCCUCGAAUCGCAAGGAAAUCCAAUGACAGAUCCACUUGUUCUUUGGCUCACUGGUGGCCCAGGAUGCUCGGGAUUGAUGGCGCUUCUCACUGAGUUGGGCCCAUUUCAUCCGAAUCCCGACGGCAAAACAUUGUUCGAAAAUGUGUACUCAUGGAAUAAGGUCGCCAAUGUGUUGUUCUUAGAAUCACCAAGGGGUGUCGGAUUCUCCAUUCAAGAUUUUAACCUCAAUAACGAUACGAUUUGGGAUGAUGAGAGAACAGCCAUUGACACUUAUUUGGCUCUCAAGGAUUUUCUUUCCGUCUAUCCUGAAUACAUCAACCGUCCAUUCUAUGUCACUGGUGAAUCAUACGGUGGUGUGUACGUUCCAACCAUCACUUCACUUCUUAUCGACAAGAUCCAAUCUGGAGAAUUCCCGCAACUCAACCUCAAGGGAAUGUCGAUUGGAAAUGGAGAAUUGUCAGCAAUUCAACAAUUCAAUUCCGCUAUUAUGAUGGGCUACUUCCAUGGGCUUUAUAGCAAAGACGAUUGGGAUUCUCUUCAACAAUGCUGUAAGAAUGCCGACGUAUUCGAGUACUGCGAUUUUUCGCAAUAUGUCUCUUUGGAUACUAGUGGAAAUGCAAUUCCAAAGGAUGACUCAGAUUGUGCAAAGAAGGUCGUUGCGCUUGGGCAGACACGAUUCUGGGAGAGCUUGAAUAACGUCUACAAUAUAUAUCAAGAUUGCUAUGAACAAUCGGAACGCGCAUUUGGAUCGAGAAUGACAAAUUAUGAAAAGCGAAGACUCAUGAAGGGAUUCGUUGACGGAGCUUCUCAAGUUUCCAAGAGCUCAACGGACAAUCAAGGAGGCUUGAUUUGCUACGGAAACGAUAAAGCAGCCAGCUGGAUUAAUCUUCCUGAUGUACGCAGUGCCCUUCAUGUCGCUCAGAAUGCUGGAAAUUGGUCGGCUUGCAACGAUAACAUUAACGAGAAAUAUAUUCAGCAGCACAAUGACACUACUUCAGUGUUUCAACAUAUCUUGGAUUCCAAGUAUCCACUUCACGUUCUUAUUUACAAUGGAGACGUUGAUCAAGCGUGCAACUUUCUGGGAGAUCAAUGGUUUAUUGAAUUUUUCGCUUCAGCCAACCAAAUUCCAGUCACGAAAGCGCGCGAUGUCUGGAGGUAUCAGACGCAAAUCGCCGGCUAUGCCAAAACGUUUGACAAUCAAAAAGGAUUCAAGAUUGAUUUGCUUACAGUGAAGGGAGCUGGACAUCUUGUGCCAACUGAUCGCCCAGGACCAGCCCUUCAAAUGAUGGCUAAUUAUUUCCGCGAUCAAGAUUACAGCAAUCCAACCAUCUUGGACACUCAAUUGCAUCCGCUUAAGAAAACUUAUCAGUUCGCAGAGAAGCUUGCAAGUUCAUUGAACCGAAGUGCCACUGGAAUGCAGCCAGGGUUGGCUAUUAAAAAAAGCAAUGGAAAUCGCUUGGAAAUAAAAAGCAAAAAAAUCAAGAAAUCUAGAAUUAAUGCAGAACGUACCACAAAGAAGGAUCAGCGAGAUGAACUACCGCCACCACCAUUCCAAACAAAAGAUCAAGAUGAAAUUGAAAAUUUGACCGGAUUAACAUUUAAGCCCAACUUCAAGCAAUAUUCUGGAUAUCUCACUGCUUCUGCCAACACUUAUCUUCAUUAUUGGCUCGUCGAAUCGCAAUCAAAUCCUUCAACUGAUCCAUUAAUUCUUUGGCUUAACGGUGGACCAGGAUGUUCUUCACUUGGAGGAUUCCUUGAAGAGCUUGGCCCUUUCCAUGUUAAUGCUGAUGGAGAAACUCUGUUCGAGAAUCAAUUCUCUUGGAACAAGGUUGGAAAUGUAUUGUUCCUGGAAUCCCCAAGAGGCGUUGGAUUUUCAUACACGACGGAUCCAAAUCUGAAUACCUACGAUGACAAUAUGACCACCGCUGACACAAUUCUCGCUCUUCAAUCAUUCUUCGAUAAAUUCCCAGAAUAUAAAAACCGUCCCUUUUACAUCACCGGCGAGUCGUAUGGUGGAGUUUAUGUCCCGACAUUAACAGAAGCCGUUAUUAACAAAAUUUUGGACAAUACUAUGAGCUAUGUGAACCUUUCUGGAAUCGCUAUUGGAAAUGGAGAACUUUCGGAAUACGAUCAAAUUAACUCCGCACAGUCGUUGAUGUACUUUAGAGGUCUUCAUGGAAAGAAUGAUUUUGAUUCUCUCAUUCAAUGUUGUAAUACUUCAACUCCUUUAUCGUACUGUGAUUUCAAACAGUACUAUACUCUCGAUUUGUACGGAAAUGGUUGGCCAUCAAAUCCUGACCCAAAUACACUCGAAGGCAAAUGUGGAAAUCUUGUUAUUCAAACGGUUUUGGAUGUGUGGGAGACUGACAACAACGUUUACAAUACCUACACUGAUUGCUACGACCAAGGUGCUUCAUCAGACUCGAAGUUGAACGAGUUUGCUAAAGGAAUCAAGAAGUCUCGGCGUUCUAAACGCUCUGCUGAUGUCAAUCCGCUUCUUCCAAAACAAUUAUUCGUUGAUCAAGCAAAAAAGAUUAACUAUAAAUCAACCGACGCCAAUAUGGGAUUCUCAUGCUUCUCCGGCGACACAGCAGAGAACUAUUUGAAUAUUCCACAAGUUCGGAAAGAUCUUCACAUCAUCGACCACUACCCACAUUGGGAGGACUGCAAUCUUGAUAUUAAUGAGAAUUACAAACAGUUAAACCAUGACACGACGCCAGUGUUCCAGCGAAUUUUGAGCUCUGGUUAUAAUUUGAACAUUUUGAUCUACAAUGGAGAUGUUGAUAUGGCAUGCCAAUUCCUUGGAGACCAGUGGUUCAUUGAGAGAUUGGCAGCUAGUAAUUCAAUGAGCGUUACCCAAGAACAUGGACCAUGGAAUUAUACACAAGGAUCGUAUCUUCCGAGAGUUGGUGGCUAUUGGAAACAAUUCACCUACAAUAACAAUGAGAAAUCUUCAAAAGUUGUCAUUGAUCAGCUGACAGUGAAGGGAGCUGGACAUUUUGUUCCAAAAGAUCGUCCGGGACCGGCUCUUCAAAUGAUUUACAACUUUGUUAAUCAUUUGAAUUACUAUCGCAAUUUGAGUCUUGAUUAUGCUGAGAAGCCACUUCUUCCUGAAUAUCAACCGGCUCCAGUAAAAAUUGCUCGCCGAGCCGCUGACCGCGUUUUCGAGCUUCCAGGAACUACAUUCCAGCCAACCUUUAUGCAACAUUCGGGAUAUUUGAACACUGCCACGCCAGGAAACAAGUUGUUCUACUGGUUCGUCGAGUCGCAAUCACAAAACGAAAAUGAUCCUAUCAUCCUGUGGCUUCAAGGAGGCCCAGGAUGCGCAUCAACUGGUGGUCUUUUCGGUGAAAUCGGACCAUUCUUUGUCAAUCCUGACGGCGAAACGUUAUUCGAAAACAUUUACUCGUGGAACAAAGCUGCUCAUUUGCUGAUUAUUGACGCGCCAAGAGGAGUUGGAUUUUCUUAUCAAGAUAAGAGUAUCAACAACGACACUCAUUAUAAUGACGACAAUACUGCAUUGGACACCGCUGUUGCCCUUGACGACUUUUUCGAAGCUUACGCGCCGCACCGUGGCGCCGAUUUCUACAUUGCUGGAGAAUCUUAUGGUGGCAUAUAUGUUCCGACAUUGACAAGACUUUUAAUCCAGCGAAUUCAAAGUGGAAUUUCCUCGAUCAACCUCAAGGGAAUGGCCGUUGGAAAUGGUUUCCUAAGCGCAAUUAAUGAUGUUCGGACACUUCCAGACUUCUUGUACCUUCAUGGAAUUUAUGAGAAACAACAAUGGGAAGAAUUGAAGAAGUGUUGCUUACAGCUUGACGCUUCGGAUUCAUGCAACUACGAAUAUUACGUCACUAUCGAUGAAAAUGUCGAAGUUCAUGCAAAGAGCUUCCCUGGUGAUUCGGUAAAGCAAAACUGCGCCAAUCUUGUUGAGCAACUUUCAUUCGACCGCAACUGGAGAGCACUUUACGAUCAAUACAACCUUUACCAGGAUUGUUAUGCGAUUCCAAUGCAAUCCGAUGGAUACCGCAUGGAGGGUGUGCGUCAGAGAGCCAAGAUCGAUUCGAAGAUUCGCGCCAGCUUUGCCAAAAUCAAGAACAAUGACAUGGAUCCGUUGUAUACAGAUGCUGCCGGAGGAUAUUCGUGCUAUCAGUUUGACGCGAUCAAUCACUACUUGAGCAUGUCCCAUGUUCGUGAUGCACUUCAUAUACCAGACUUUGUUCAGAAAUGGGAUUUCUGCGUAGACAUUGAUUAUGCCAGUCAAUACAAUGACACAACCAGCAUUUUCCUUGACAUUCUUACCAGUGGAUACAAGCUCAAGGUUCUUGUAUACAAUGGAGAUGUUGACACUGUGUGCAGCAUGUUUGAAGCACAAUCAAUGAUUUUUGAUUUCGCCAAAUCUACCAAUAUGGUUUCCAAUCAGCCAAGAUCUGCUUGGAUGUAUGGAGGACAGAUUGGAGGCUAUGUACAGAAAUUCCAGACGCAAAAUUUGACAAUUGACCUUCUCACUGUCAAGGGAGCUGGACACAUGGUGCCGUCUGAUAGGCCUGGGCCAGCACUUCAAAUGAUUAACAACUUUGUUCACGGCCAGCCAAAUUACAAUACUAGUGUGACAUUCAGCAUGACUCGCCAGCCUCUACUUGCGCAAUAUACGGAGACUGGAGAUGGAGAUUAUUCGACUUCAGCACCGAGUGGAACCUCAACAACAAAAGCCCCUCAGCCACCAGUGACUGAGAAUACAGUGACUCAAAAUCCAGCAACUGGUGCUGGAACACAGAAUACAACCCCAUCAAUACCGGCAACAACUCAAAAAGUCGACGUUACUACUAAAUCUGCGCCAUCAUCAUUGAUUUAUAUUGUAUCAGCUUUUAUCAUUUCUCGAUUUGCCUUCAAUAUGCAUAUUAAAGCUAUUGUGUACAACAAAACUAGAAAGUACGCUGGACAUACAAUUGAUCUAGAAAUUGGGGACAAUGCCACUGUUGCCGAGGCGAAAUCAAAAAUUGAAGAGAUAACUACGAUUCCAUCGCAAAUUCAAUGGAUCGUUUUUGGAACUAAACACCUUGACGAUCAGAAGAUGCUUCGAGAGUACGGUAUUCGCGACGGCUACACCAUCUACUCGACACCGACAUAUGUCGAAAUCCAGGAUAUGCCUAAUUUGUAA
Messenger RNA from Caenorhabditis bovis, 6966 nucleotides. NCBI's taxonomy places the organism in Eukaryota, Metazoa, Nematoda, Chromadorea, Rhabditida, Rhabditidae. The record is from the annotation of a GenBank genome assembly.